Molecule: messenger RNA, 14514 nt
Organism: Myotis lucifugus (little brown bat)
Lineage: Eukaryota; Metazoa; Chordata; Mammalia; Chiroptera; Vespertilionidae
Gene: RNF213
Product: ring finger protein 213
Exons: 62
Coding region: 1-14514 (4837 amino acids)
Biological process (GO): negative regulation of non-canonical Wnt signaling pathway; ubiquitin-dependent protein catabolic process; sprouting angiogenesis
Cellular component (GO): nucleolus; membrane; cytosol
Molecular function (GO): ubiquitin-protein transferase activity; ATP hydrolysis activity
Source: RefSeq, a predicted model, not a curated record
AUGGCUGCCCUGAAGGACAAGGACCAGAAGGAGUGGAAAGCUGAUGCUUGGAAAGUUCCAGGGAGCCCCCUAGGCCCCGGGGAGGGGGUCAGAGUGUUCUUCCACGCCAUCCUUUCCAAGGACUUCGGCUUCGACCCUGACCAGCACCAGAUAUUUGUCCGGGGUGGAGAAGAGCUGGGGAAGCCAGAAUGGAACGUCAACGUGUGCGAGCUGCACGUCACCAAACCCUUAGAACAGGUCGGGGCCCUCAUUGAAGGCUGCACCAUCCUUUCCAAGCGGCUCCUGGACAGACCCGUUCCAUACAAGUAUGUGGUCAUAGGUAACAAAGACUCUAUUCAGGACAAGGAGAGCGAGGAUGUCAACCGCUGCCUGCACCUGAAGUCGUCGCUGCUGGGCUCAGGAGACUGGCAUCAGUAUGAUGACAUUAUAUGCAUGAAGUCCACUGGAAUCACGGAGCAAGUCCUGAAUUAUGUCAAGGAAUGGGUGGGGAAUGAGGUGGUAAAAAAGAAGCUGGCGGCCUCCAUCAUGCUGGACCGUGUCCUCAGCAUCCUGCAGACGUGGAGCACCAUCAACUUGAACAGCUUCUUCAUGCAGUUCCGCCAGUUCUAUUCUGUCGUCAGUGAGCGCAUGGUCUACAAGGAGCAGGUGGGGAAAUACCUGUGGAAGUGUUUGCAAAAGCACAUGGCACUGUUUCUGGAGAAGAGCGAAGACCCUCUGCCCACGGACUUUCCCGUGAGGAGUAAACUGAGAAUGGGCCUGAUCGCCCUGCACGUGGCCGAGGAGCUGAAGCUUUCUCUCUCCAAGAAUGACCUGGGCACCCUGUGUGGCCUCCUGUGCACCAACGCCCGUUCCCCCGGUGACCUCUACGACGACCUCAGCCUCAUCUUUAGCACAUCUCAGAGGUGGCAAGACUACCUGGUGAACCUGUGUGGAAGGAGCAUGGACCAGGGGGUGGACCUCUGGGUGGGCACCCUGCCCGUGCUCCACCUCUGCAUGGGGCCACUCCUCCCAGGACGGGAGCCCAGGAUUCAGCCUGAGAACAUCUGGGCAGCCCUCGAAGGAAUCUCUUUCUCGGAGUUUCGGAAGAAAAGGGCACAUGAGAAGCGAUUACUCCAGCUCAUGGUAGAGAAGAAAUACCUGCUGAGUGUGGAUGAAGACCUGUUCCGGUCCUGGUUCAGUCUGCUGCCUCUGAGCAGCCUGGCUGCCUACCUGCAGGAAUUCUCUGACUACCUGACUCGCUUUCCAGCGCAUGUCCUAGACUGUCUGCUGGGGACCUACUACCGGCUUCAAGGACUUAAGGAUGUCAACAAAAACCUGGAGGUCCGUCACCUGCAGCAGGACAUUGACAAAACUUUAAAAAUGCUGCUGCACCUGCUGGUUACCUUUCAGGACAAGGUUCUCCAGGAGCCCUUGGUGCCGUCCUACCUGACCGUGUGCCUGAAGCUGCACGAGGCCGUCUGCGAACUCACAAAAGGCCUGAUGACUCACGAGCUGCUCGCCUUAUCUGCCGAGAUCGUCUGCAUCAUCAUCAGGCUGAAACCUAUAGUGGACUCCGAGGAAGGGCCAGGAAGUGACACUGGAAUGAGGACCUCAGUGAGGAGUGUGGCCCAGGGAGCCCUCGCUGCCACGAGAGCGUGGUUUCGGGGAACCUUCAAGCAGAGCAUCUUCUGCAAUUCAAAUGACUCUUCUGUCAGGUUCACCUACAGCAAGGAGAUCCAGGUGUGGCAGCAGCUGGUGGAGAUCCGCUUCCCCGAGGAACACGGCUGGAAGGAGUCCUUGCUGGGGGACCUGGAAGGAAGGCUCAAGCAGGAGAGGCCGCUCUCUCAGAUCUCCGCCUACUGCAGCACUGGCUGGGCAGCUGCGGGCGCCGAGGACAGCGUGUCCAAGUGCUUCGAGAAAUGUGCCAUUGAAGCUGUAGGCUUGGCCUGCCAGCCACAGACCAGCAUUCUGGAGGGACUCUCUCAGAGCAACCUGCAGAGAUUCGGGAUCCUCGCGUCCGCUGUGGUCACCAAGUCCUGGCCCAGGUGCAACGGGGAGGCCGUGGACGACUUGGCUGAGGUUCUGAAAUACCUACUCACGUGGCCAGACGUCAAGCAUCUCUUCAAACUGUACAGAACCGACGAGAAAAUACUAGCGCACAUCACGGAGGAUGGCAAGAAGCUGAUGGCCACGGCAGACUCGGUCUUCACCAAGGUGGCCGAGGCCCUCCUCAGCCGCACGGUGUUGGUGGAACAGCUGCAGCUGAUCAGGAAUCACAUGACUCAGUUUCUUGACAUCUGGGAGCUGAGUGAAAAAAGUCUUUCACCCCAGGAGGAAAAAUACGAUAUGAAGAACGUGCUGGACUCCAGGUGGAAAGAACUACAAUUUCUACAGAAAGAGCAGAGCCGGGUGGACAGUCUUCUGAAGCUGUGCGAGGGGGUGAAACACUGGGUGAAAGUGGACUGCAGAAAGAUUGCUGAGAAACACGCAGAAGACCUGGGCAGGAAAUGCCUAAAUGAGGUCGUGAUGGCGAGUCCAUCCCCCACCUCCUUAGACAUGGAGUGGGUAACGCACUACAACCUGAGCGCCCACGUUCAAGAAAUGGCCACAACAAUAGACUUGCUCAAGGACAGUCACAUCUUCUGGACCUUCUGGGCAGAGGCCGCCCGGGCGCUCCUUCCGCCAGAGGAGGAGGAGGCACAGGGAGGGCCGCUUGUGGACAUUGAAGAUAUGUAUGAUGACCUGUACCUUCCUUGCUUCAACAAGUUCAGGAAACUGUAUGAGGACCUGAGGUCGGGCGAGCUCACCUUUGGGGAAGUGCACACUAUCUUCGGCGUCUUUGUGAAUAAAUACGAGGAACUCACCUUUGACCUCAGUGUCAUGUGUGCCCUGGACCCCAGUGACCCAAGGGAUUGGAUCCAGGAGCGAAUGGAGCAGGUCAGGGAAUACCACCACCUGCAUCUGUCUGCCAAGGCAGCCAAGAUCAUCUUGGAGGUCAAAGAGACCUUGGGCCUGACCGGGGACUUCAGUCUUCUCCACUUUGUACUAAGAAUCACCGAAGCCUCUGAGAACUCUCGCCAUGGAAAACUGGGCCAGAUCGACAGGCAGGUCAUCAGUGCCAACAAGCUGCUGCGGCACCUGGACGAGGCCCGGUGCCAGUGUCUGCUGGAGCUGGCCCUGGCCAGGGAGUUCGUCCACUGGGUCCGGGAGGCUGUCAAAGGCAUCAACGAGCUGAAGGUGUUUGUGGACCUGGCGUUCAUCUUCGCGGGGGAGAAUGACAUGGACAUGGACCGCGUAGCCUGCUUCCAUGACGCCGUCCAGGGCUACAGCUCUCUGCUCUACAAGUUGGACAUGAGCACAGAUUUCCAUGCAUUCACGGGACACCUGAAGGAGCUGUGGAAGGCUCUGGAAAACGACCCACACCUGCCCAGUAAACUGCGAGACUCUGCUAGGGACUUGGGGUGGCUGAAGCAGGUGAAGGAGAGCCACGGCUCAGUAGAGCACUCGUCGCUGUCACUGGCCAGAGCCAUCAACAGCAGGGGCAUCUAUGUGAUCCAGGUGCCCACUGAGCUCCAGCAGAUCUCCCCAGACACUGCUCUAUAUUUGCUCCUCCCCGAGAGCAGUGCGGAUGGCCAGGAGCAGCGCAGGUGCUCCCUGGAGGAGCUGAAGGGGCUUCUGAACAAGUUGAUGCUCAUGUCUGGCAAGAAAGACCACCACAGUGCCGAGGCGCAGGUGUUCUCCGAGGUGUUCUGCAACGUGCAGAGGCUCCUGCAGGCCUUCCUGAACCUGUAUUCUGCUGGAAGCUUCCUGUUCCGGGCCUGGAAGGUUGAGGUGCACUGCUGCCCGGGGCUGGCCGAGCCCGUGCAGAUGAACUUUGGGCUGCCACUGCUGGAGCCGCUGCAGGGGCACGCGCCCCUGGUCCCUCUGCUGGAGGCGCUGUGCAGGCAGAUGGAGCACUUCUUGGGCCAGUGGGAGGGGUUUUUGGCGCGGAAGCGAGCAGAGCACUUUCACCUCAACUACUACACAGCGGAGCAGCUGGUGCACCUGAGCACAGAGCUAGCCAGGCAGCCGCCCGGCGCCCGCGCUGCUGUCCUUGCCAUGCUGUCCUUCGUCAAACGCCAGUGCACCCCGCGGGAUGUCGUGGAGGCCUUCAGGGGCCCAGAUGACGAUGGAGAUGGCGAUGGUGAUGGCGGGACCUCCAAGCAGGAGCUGCAGACAGUGAUGGAGAGAUUGCCCAUCCUGCUCCUCAGUGAGUCCGGCCUGGUGGACAAGCUGGGGGUCAUCAUGGAGCAGUUCCUGAGGUGCACGCGUGCCUUCCUGCCCCACUGCCUGGACCUGGAGGCCUUGGGCCGUGGCCUGGCACGCCUGGCAGCCAGGGGCGGGCCUCCCGUGAUGCGGGGACUCCCCAAAGGUCUGCAGGCCGGCCAGCCCAACCUCAUCGUCUGCGGCCACUCGGAGGUGCUGCCGGCCGCCCUGGCCAUCUACAUGCAGAGCCCGGAGCAGCCGCUGCCCACCUACGACGAGGUGCUGCUGUGCACGCCAGGUACCACCUUCGAGGAGGUGGGGCUGCUGCUUCGCCGCUGCCUGAGCCCGGGCGCCCCUGGCCGCCGCGUGUACAGCCUGCUGUUCGCGGACCAGCUGAGCUACGAGGUGGCCUGCCGGGCGGAGGCGCUGCUCCGGGCCCUGCGCACCUGGCCGCACCGGGAGGACUUCCAGCUCGUCCUGGUCUGCGACAGCGAGCGGGAGCACUGCUACCUGCCCUCGGCCUUCAGCCAGCACAGGGUCCCUGCCAUCCCCCGGGCACCCCUCGAGGCCGCCCGGGCCUACCUGGCGCAUCACUACCAGGUCCCAGAGGGGACCCCGUCGGCCGCCGCCGCCUUCAGGGACCGGAUGUGUGUGGGGAUCGUGGCCUCGGCGAGAGCGGGUGUCGGAAAGUCUCUCUACGUGAAGAGAUUGCAUGAAACUCUGAAAAUGAAGUUUACUGGAAAAAACGUGCCUCUCAAAAUUAUUCGACUGAUUGACCCUCAGGUAGAUGAGAACCAGGUCCUGGGCUCCCUGCUGCCUUUCCUGGGCGCCGAGUAUCAGACGAGCCCCGUGAUAUUCCACCUGGACGUGACCUCCUCGGUGCAGGAUGGGGUCUGGGCAUUUCUCUUCAAGCUCCUGGUGCUACAGUACUUAAUGGACUCAAACGGGAAAAUGUGGCUUCGGAGCCCGUGCCACUUAUAUGUCAUCGAAAUCCUGGAAGGGCAAUCGGCGCUGCCUACGAGGUCUUCAAAGUUGAGGACACGUGUCCCCCCGUUCAGUCUUCUUGACAUCUUCCCAAAAGUCACCUGCAGGCCCCCCAAAGAAGUGAUCUACAUGGAGCUGAGCCCUGAGCGGCACCUCGAGGAGCCGGGCAUGGACCCCACAGAGUUCUGCAGCGAAACCUUCCAAAGACCUUUCCAGUAUCUGAAGCGGUUCUAUCAGAAACAGAACCUGGACACGUUCCAGUACCAGAAGGGCCAGGUGGAGGGCACCCCCCAGGAAUGCCUGCAGCACCUGCUCUUCUACUGCGGGGUGCUUGACCCCUCCUGGGCGGAGCUCCGCAACUUCGCCCUCUUCCUGAACUGCCAGCUCAGGGACUGCGAGGCCUCCACUUUCUGUGACCCCGCGGUGGUUGGGGACAUACUGAGGGGCUUCAAGAAUUUUGUGGUGACGUUCAUGAUUUUCAUGGCGAGAGACUUCGCCACCCCAACGCUGUGCAUGUCGGAUCAGAGUCCCGGGAAGCACGUGGUCACUAUGGAUGGGGUCACUGAGGAGGACAUAGCCCCGUUCUCUCUCCGCCGGCGGUGGGAGUCAGAGCCACACCCAUACCUGUUCUUCAACGGGGACCGCACGUCCAUGACCUUCAUUGGCUUCCACCUGGAGCCCAAGCUGAAGGGCACUUUGGAUGCCAUCGACCACGUGAGUAAGAAAGUGAUCAAGAAGGAUGUCAUGAAUAAGGACCUGUACCGGGUGCUGCUGCGGCAGGGAGUGCCCUUCAACGUGGAUUUUGACGCGCUGCCCCGGCCCGAGAAACUAGAGCGGCUCUGCCUGGCACUGGGGAUCCAGCAGCCCAUGGACCCUGACAACACAUACGAGCUCACGACGGACAACAUGCUGAAGAUCCUGGCCAUCGAGAUGCGCUUCCGGAGCGGAAUCCCCGUCAUCAUCAUGGGGGAGACCGGCUGCGGGAAGACCCGGCUCAUCCGCUUCCUCAGCGACCUGCAGCGCGGGGCCUCCAAGGCCAAGACCCUGCAGCUGGUCAAGGUCCACGGCGGGAUGAGCGCGGACAUGAUCUACAACAAAGUCAAGGCGGCAGAGGCCCUCGCCCAACACAACAAGAGCAAAUACGGGCUCGACACCAUCCUAUUCUUUGAUGAGGCCAACACCACGGGCGCCAUCAACUGCAUCAAGGAGGUCCUGUGUGACCACAUGGUAGGCGGGCGGCCGCUGGCGGAGGACUCUGGCCUCCACGUCAUCGCGGCCUGCAAUCCUUACCGGAAGCACUCCCCAGAGAUGAUUGCCCGCCUGGAGGCUGCUGGGCUGGGCUACCGGGUGCGUGCGGAGGAGACGGUAGACCGGCUGGGCUCCAUCCCGCUGCGGCAGCUGGUGUACCGUGUCCACGCACUGCCACCGAGCCUGGUGCCCCUGGUGUGGGACUUCGGACAGCUGAACAACACCACGGAAAGGAUGUACAUCCAGCAGAUCGUGCGGAGGCUGGUGGACACCACCACAAUUGGCUCAGACAAGAUGUGCGUGAUCACCAACGUGCUUUACACCUCCCAGUGCUUCAUGCGGAGAGGAGAGAAUGAGUGCAGCUUCGUCAGCCUCCGGGAUGUGGAACGCUGCAUGAGAGUCUUCUGGUGGUUCUACGACCACAGCAAGAUGCUUCUGUCCAAGCUGGACACCUUUCACAGCAAGCCUGGUGACAGCCCCGACAACUCCAAGAGAGACCCCGUGCUCUGGUCCCUGGUGCUGGCCGUUGGGGUGUGUUACCACGCCUCCCUGGAGAAGCAGGACGAGUACCGCAGAGCCAUCUGUGAGCUCCUCCCGCUGCCCUAUGACAACAGCAAGACCAUACUGGACACGAUUGUGCGGACGCAAGACCUCUUCUUGGAGAGCGUAUCUCUGAGGAAAACCAUUGCCAAGAACUUAGCCUUGAAGGAGAACUUCUUCAUGAUGGUCAUCUGCAUUGAGCUGAAGAUCCCACUCUUCCUGGUGGGGAAGCCUGGCAGCUCCAAAUCUCUUGCCAAGACCAUCAUGGCAGAAGCCAUGCAAGGCCCAGCCGCCCCCUCGGAGCUCUUCCAGAGCCUGAAGCAGGUCUACCUGGUGUCGUUCCAGUGCAGCCCACACUCCACCCCGCAGGGUAUCGUGGGCACCUUCAAGCACUGCGCCCGCCUGCAGCAGGGCCGGGACCUGGAGCAAUAUGUCUCUGUCGUGGUGCUGGACGAGGUGGGCCUAGCCGAGGAUUCGCCCCAGAUGCCUCUCAAGGCCCUGCACCCGCUGCUGGAAGACGGGUGCAUUGAAGAUGACCCCGCUCCCCACAAGAAGGUGGGCUUCAUCGGCAUCUCCAACUGGGCCCUGGACCCCGCCAAGAUGAACCGGGGCAUUUUCGUGUCCCGCGGCAGCCCCAGCCAGAGGGAGCUCAUCGAGAGCGCCCGGGGGAUCUGUGCAUCUGAGCCCCUUGUGCAAGAGAGAAUCCAAGGGUACUUCCGGCCCUUGGCCAGCGCCUACGAGGCGGUGUGCGCGAAGCAGGACAAGGAGUUCUUUGGGCUCCGAGACUACUACAGCCUCAUCAAAAUGGUCUUUGCCGCCGCAAAAGCUUCUAACAGGACGCUCUUCCCGCAAGAUAUUGCACAGGCCAUCCUUCGGAACUUCAGUGGCAAAGACGAGAUCCACGCCCUGGACAUUUUCUCUGACCACUUGCCCGAGGUGAAGCUCACCACGGAGGUCAGCACCCUGCAGCUGAUCCAGCAGAACCUGUUCGGUGACCUUCCAAGGGCGCCAGGCACGGGGCCAGAGGACUCGGAGUCCCGCUACCUGCUGGUGCUGACCAGGAACUACGUGGCCCUGCAGAUCCUGCAGCGGACGCUCUUCGCCAAGGACCAGCAGCCCGAGAUCAUCUUUGGGUCCAGCUUCCCGCAGGACCAGGAGUACACACAGAUCUGCAGAAACAUCAACCGCGUGAAGAUCUGCAUGGAGACGGGCAAGAUGGUGGUGCUGCUCAACCUGCAGAACCUCUAUGAGAGCCUCUACGACGCCCUCAACCAGUACUACGUCUACCUCGGGGGCCAGAAGUACGUGGACCUUGGCCUGGGGACCCACCGGGUCAAGUGCCGGGUGCACCCCGACUUCCGCCUCAUCGUCAUUGAGGAGAAAGACGUCGUCUGCAAGCACUUCCCCACUCCCCUCAUCAACCGGCUGGAGAAGCACUACCUGGACCUCAACACUGUCCUGGAGAAGUGGCAGAAGGACCUUGUGGAGGAGCUCAAGGCCUGGGUGGACAAAUUCAUCGACUUCAAGGCAGUGCAGGUUUCCACCCGGCACACCCGGUACAGCCCUCCUGACGUCUUCAUCGGCUACCACGCAGACACCUGUGCCUCGGUGGUGCUCCAGGUCAUCGAGAGGGUUGGGCCUGGGGCCCCGAGCCACGAGUGUUACCAUAAGGUCCUGGAGGACGCCAAGCUGGUGCUGCUGGACUGUGCCACACCCGAUGCUGUGGUCCGGCUCAGCACCUCCCCCCUGGGCCAGUUUGCUGCACAGUCCCUGUCCCGAGAAUACUAUUAUGGGCAGCAGCACAACUCCUUUGCAGACUUCCUGCAGGCUCACCUCCGUGGGCCGAGUCCGGAGCGCCACGUCUUCUUCACAGAGAUUACUACUUUCUCCAGACUGCUCACCAGUCACGACUGUGAGAUGUUGGAAUCAGAAGUGAACGACAGGGCUCUGAAACCCAUGAUCCUGUCACUGCAGCAGUUUGACACCGAGCACUCAUUCCUCAAAGAAGUUCGAAACUGUUUGACAAGCACAGCCACACGUAAGAUCCUCAUCAUCCAGACAGAUUUUGAGGACGGUGUUCACAGUGCUCAGCUCAUCGCCUCGGCUAAGUAUUCUGCUAUCAAUGAAAUCAACAAGAUACAAGGAAAUAAGGCCUGCAUCUUCGUCUAUUUCAUCACAAAACUGUCCCGGAUGGAAAGUGGAACGUCCUAUGUGGGAUUCCACGGAGGGCUGUGGCGGUCCGUGCACAUCGAUGACCUCCGGAGAUCCACGACCAUGAUCUCAGACGUGAUGCAGCUGCAGGAUGUGACCAUCAGCCAGCUAUUUGACCCUGAGUCCGAGGUGGGAUGCGAGGCCAGACAUGGCCAAGAGGAGGCGAUGGGAGUGGAGACCAAUGAACCCAGGCCCACGGCUGCUGUGGACAUGGAGACAGUGGACAUGGAGAUGGACAGUCCAAAGGCCCGGAGAGGCCACACACGGGCCCUGGACUGUGACAGCCUUCUGCGCAGCUGCAUCCAGAGCGCGGUGGGCCUCCUGCGGGACCCAAGCGAGCACAGCCAGCGCAACGUGAGGCGCGUGGAGAUCCUGCUCGGCCUCCUCAGUGAGGACGCAGACAACGCGUGCAAAGCUUCCUUCUCACGGGUGGCCAAGGUGCGCAUCCAUGACCUGCUGCGGCAGCAGGAGGAGAGCUGUGUGUUCAGCAGGAAGGAGUGGGUUGUACAGGAGGCCUCCAACCCUGACGCCCUGCAGGAGGCAGGCACCUUCAGGCACGCCCUCUGGAAGCGGAUCCAGGGAGUGGUGACCCCUCUCCUGGCCAGCAUGGUGUCCGUCAUCGACAGAGACAGCAACCUGGAGCUGCUGGCCAAGCCUGACGCUCCAGCCUGGACACAAGAGCUUUGGAUGUUUAUUUUCAGUGAUGUUAAGCUGCUGAACAUCCCUCUCGUCACGAAGGAUGCCAGGUCCAAGAGCGACAUGGCCCACAUCCUGGUGCAGAGCCACACACACGGCCUGGAGGAGGCCUGCGGCGCCGUCCCUUUCAGCUGGCGCAUCCGGGACUAUGUGGAGGAGCUGUGGGUGCAGGCACAGUACAUCUCCAAGGCCACAGGGAAGCUGGUGGAGAUCUUCCCACAGACCCCGCUGGGCCGCUUCCUCGCCCGGCUGCGUGGAGAGGAGCGGCAGGAGCUGCUGCGGUCCUACCUGAGGGACUUCCUGCUCCUGACCAUGCAGGUGUCCACGUGGCCAGAACUGGAGUUCCUGCAGAUGGCUCUGUGGUCCUGCGUCCAACAGCUGAGGGUGGGGAGCCCUGAGCAGGAGCUCUCCCUCCCGUGGGUGCACUGGGCCUACCAACAUUUCAGGGUCCGGCUCCAGAACUUCUCCAGAAUCUUGACUAUCCACCCCCCAGUUCUAGACAGCCUGGCAGCAGCUGCCCAGAGCCAGGAUUUGGCUGGACCUGAGAUGACCCUGGACGCCUGGGCAGCCAUGGCCUGCACAGAGCUGCUGACCAGGGACCUCCUGAAGCCCAGCCCCCAGGCGUGGCUGCGGGCGGUGAAGAGCCUGGCAGUGCCCCUGCAGCUGCUCUGCUCUGAGGGCUACGUGCAGGGCCCGGGGAGCAGGGCCAGCGGCCUCAUCGGAGAAGUCAGAGGCCAGUGGACUCGCAUCUUCUCUGUUGCGCUCUUCGUGGAGCACGUGCUCCUGGGGACCGAGGGCCACUCUCCCGAGCUGCACACACUGCUGACCGAUUAUGUCUUCUCUCUGGACAAGUGUCUGCAGGAGAACUCAGACAUCAAGACCCUCCGCCCGUUCUCGGCGGUGAUGGCCACUCUCCGUGAGUGUAAGGACCGGGCCAGCAAGACCUUCACCCGGUUCGGGGUCCAGUCAUGCCCCGUCUGCCUGGGUGACCCACACAGCCCGGUCUGCCUGCCCUGCGACCACGUGUUCUGCCUGGACUGCAUCAGGCAGAGUCUCACCCCUGGGCAGAUGACCUGCCCCCUGUGCCGGACGGAGCUGCCCGACAGCUUCUCCCCCAAGGUUUCCAAGGAGACAAGGGUUGCCAUCGAGCAGCACGCCCGCUUCCGCCACUUAUGCACCAGCUUCUUCGUGGACCUGGUAUCCACCCUGUGCUUCAAAGACAACUGCCCCCCAAGCAGGGACGUGGUCCAGGAACUGCUGUCCCUGCUCUUCGUGGAGAAGGCACUGCUCAGAGAUGCACCCCAGAGGCACUGUGAACACACCAAGUCCCUGUCCCCGUUUGACGACAUCGUGGACAAGACGCCCGUCAUCCGCUCGGUGGUCCUGAAACUGCUCCUGAAGUACAGCUUCCCUGAGGUGAAGGACUGCAUUCAGGACCACCUAUCCCAGCUGGAGCAGAAGCCGUUCCUGGCUGAGGAUAAGACGGAGCUCUACGUGCUCUUCAGCAGCUGCCUGGAGGAUUCGAUCCAUGAGAAGAACAGCGCGCUCCCUGCCCAGGGUGACUCCACUUACCUCCAGGAGGACAGCCAGUUCCUUGGGGCGUGUCUGCCCAGGUGCAGUAGGGACCCUGGCCUGGAGGCCUCUAUUGAGUACCUCCAGGAGACAGCCCGGAUCCGCCUCUGCCUAGACCGGGCCUGCGAGGUCCUCUCCAAGCUGCAGGAAGGCUCAGAGCUGGCGGAGGAGCAGCGGCAGUUCCUGCGGCAGGUGGAGCGCUUCUGCACGCAGAGCGGGAAUGACUGGUACCGCGUGUACCUGGUGCGCAGGCUUGUGAGCCGCCAGGGCAUGGAGUUUGUGCAGAGCUUCCUGCAGCCCGGCCACCCCGCCCAGUGGGUGUUCCCCCAGGAAGUCCAGGCGCAGCAGAACCCUGUGCUCCCGGGAUUGCAGGAGGACCUUCUGGGCCAGAUGGACCGCUAUCUGGUGCAUGGGCAGGAGUACAAGGCUGUCCGUGAUGCAGUGGGCAAGGCCGUCCUGGAGUGCAAGCCCCAGGCCAUCGCGGCUGCCCUGGAGGCCUGCAGGGGCUCCCAGACUCACCAGGCCACAUACCUGCUGCUGGCGCUCUUCCGUGAGGUGACCACGCUGUACAGGUUCCAAAACACCCACCUGCAUCCCAAGCCGGAGGAACUCAAGGCCCUUGGCAAGUUCAUCGAAGAAAGCCAGACCCUGUCCCCAGACAUGAGAGAUUUUGCGACAGGCCUUGUGACCAACGCUCUGCCGCUGCUGAGGACCGCAGGGCCCGGAGACGGCGGCCUGGUGGGCAUGGUGACUGAGCUGGCCGUUCACACCGCCAUCACCCUCCUCUGCGGGCAGCACAGGGUCUUGGAGCCCCUCAGGAACUUGGCCUUCUCCCCAGACACCAUGGCGAGGGCAUUUCUCCCGACGAUGCCCCAGGACAUGCUGGCGCAGGCCAGGAGCUGGAAGGGUCUGGAACGUGUCCAGUGGUACACAUGUCCUAGAGGUCACCUGUGCUGUGUUGGGGAGUGCGGCCGACCCAUGGAGCAGAGUUCCUGUAUCGACUGCGGUGCGCCUGUCGGAGGGCAGAACCACAAGCCCAACGAAGGAUUCACGGGAGUCCAAAACACGGCAGACAGAACACAGACUGGCCACGUGCUGGGAAGCCCACCCCCCAGUGAUGAGGCGGUGCUUUCUGACCGAGAGCUGUCCCCGGUGGUCUUUCUUCUCGCCCGGCUCCUCACUCACCUGGCUAUGCUUUUGGGUGCGGCCCACAGCCCCAAGGCUCUGAUUGACAUCAUCAAGCCCGCAGUGAGGGAUCCAGGUGCGUUCCUCCAGCAGCACAUCCAGAGGGACCUGCAGCAGCUGAUGAAGAUGCUGGGCAAGAGCGCUGAUGAUACGGCCCAGGUGGCGCACCUCGUCCUGUGCAUCCUGUUCAAGCAGCAGCCCCUCUCCCCCCAGAGGUUUUUCAAGUUUAAUGAAAACUUGUCAACCAAAGAAGAGAGAGAUUCCUGGGAAAAACUCUUGGAGGCCAUCAUGCUGCCCGAACUGAAGCAUCUGGAUAAAACCCUCCUAGAGGUGAACAAUCUCAUCAGCCGCGACAAGCAUGUCCAAUCCAACCCGGUGGCCAGGAUCGUGUUCGAGGACCCGGCCACCUUCCUGCGCAGCCUGCCCCGGGGCAGCGCAGUCCACUGCUCAAAGAUGUGGAGCUGCCGCACCAGGAUCACCGUGGAGCACCUCCGGCACGUCGUGGAGCAGAAAAACGGCCAGGAGGCCGUGCCAGUCCUCUGGAGGUUCCUGCAGAAGGAAGCAGAGCUGAGACUGGUGAAGUUCUUGCCUGAGAUUCUGGCCCUGCAGAAGGAUCUGGUGAAACGGUUCCAGAAUGUUCCAGAAGCUGAGUACCAGUCCAUCAGAAGUUUCAUUGACAGUCACAGCUCAGGGGGCCUGAAGCAGCUGCUCCACAGCCGCAUCACGGUGUUUCUGUCCACGUGGAACAAGCUGAGGAGGUCUCUGGAGACUCGUGGGGAGAUCAAGCUGCCUGCCGACUACUGCUGUGCCGACCGGGACCUGGACACGGAGUUCGAGGUCAUUCUGCCCCGUCGCCAGGGCCUGGGCCUCUGCGCCACAGCCCUGGUCAGCUACCUGAUCAGCCUGCACAACGAGAUGGUCUAUGCGGUGGAGAAGUUCUCCAAGGAGGAGCACAGCUACUCCGUGGACGCCUCCGAGGUGGCCGACCUGCACGUCAUCAGCUACGAGGUGGAGCGGGACCUGUUGCCGCUGAUCCUCUCCAACUGCCAGUACCAAGUGGUGCAGGGCGCCGAGAGCCUGCAGGAGCUGGACCUGGAGCGGAUCCAGCGCCAGGUCAUCGGCCGCUUCCUCCAGGGCAAACCCAGGCUGAGACUUAGGGGCCUCCCCACGCUGGUGUACAGGCAAGACUGGAACUAUGAGCACCUGUUCGCCGCCAUCAGGAGCAGGAUGCCCCAGAGCCCCCUCUCCCACGCGGCCACCAGCGCCCUGGGCAGGCAGCUGCAGUCCCACAGCGACACCUGCGAAGCUCUGUCCCUCGUGGAAGUCACGCUGGGGUUUCUGAGCACAGCGGGCGAGGACCCCAACAUGGACCUGAACGUGUACCUGCAGGACAAGCUGCGCAUGGGCGACCAGACCGAGCAGGUGGUCAAGGCCUUACACCGAUGUCAGCUCCAGCACAUCAUCGCCCUCUGGCAGCUCCUCUCAGCCCACAAGUCUGAGCAGCUGCUGCGCCUGCAGAAAGAGCCCUUCAGGAAGAUCAGUGCCAAGUACAGAGUGGAACUCAGCCCGGAACUCGCCAAGCAACUGCGCACGUUCCUGAACCAGAGCUCCCUGGACACCUUCCUCCUGGAGCUCCACGAAAUGAUCCUCUUGAAACUGAAGAACUCCCAAACCGAGGUCGACUUCAAACCCGAAUGGAGCCUGAGAGACACUCUAGUCAGUUGCAUGGAGCGUAAAGAUGGUGACAUUCCCCCCGAGAUGGAGUCUCUCUUCCCGGAGGAGAUACUGCUCUGCCACUGCGUCUCCGCGUGGAAAACAGCAGCCAUGCUGAAAUGGGCACGACAGACAAGAUAG